Messenger RNA from Sparassis crispa, 1026 nucleotides. RefSeq lists its product as hypothetical. The record is from RefSeq and is a predicted model, not a curated record. The transcript is spliced from 8 exons. The coding region runs from base 1 to 1026 and encodes 341 amino acids. Lineage: Eukaryota; Fungi; Basidiomycota; Agaricomycetes; Polyporales; Sparassidaceae.
AUGAAGGUGACCGCCUGCCCUCGCCAACGCGCCCUUACUCACCGGAACGACAUCCCCGCCGUCCUCGACCACCGCGCGCUGAACGCGAACGUGAACCUCACCGUAUUUCACCAAGUGAGCGGGAACCCUCAAGUUCACCCCCUCGCGUUGUCCGCUCUCUGUCUCGUCGAGCGCCUACUAUCAUUCGCACAGGUACAGGUCAUCGAGAAUCGCGCAGGGGCUCUCCAGGUCCAACUGUGGUUCAUGUUGACGAACCCGAACGUAUUCAAACGGCCUAGUGAAGUAACUCUACGGAGGUAUAGCCGAGCUACCCCGGAAGAGGAACACCACAUAGAGGUUUCUCGAACUCCUAGUCAUGUUUCUGCGCGGCGUUUAGUUUACGAAGAGGCAGACCGGCCGACUCCAGGCAUCACACGUGUGUCGACUCAGCGAACCGCUCGCACUGCUCGUACCGAGCCGAUCGCUCCACCUGUGGAAGAAGAGGAAGAAGACAUCCCUCAUAUUUCCGUUGUUAUUCAUUCAGUGGAGCAUGUGCCUACAGCCUCGCGCCCUCGGGCUGGUAUUCCUAGUGUCGCUGUGGUACCACCGGAAGAAGCCGAAGAGCCUUAUCUUCCCGAAGAACUGCCUGCGGAACCUGGAGUGAGGGGAAUUUAUACGUACUACUAUGGAAAUUCAGCGCUGCAGACUGAACGGUUUGGGGAACUCGAGCAACAGCUUACUGGUACGAUUGAUGCCUUGCGGGAUGGAGCCUUCUCUCCUUUCUACAGCUCACCCACCAUCACCGGCACCAAUGAGGGCGGUGUUGCCACGCGGAGUACCUCUGUUGCGUUCACCUUCACUUUCUCCUCCGUCAGUUACAAUGAGUGUCAGCCUGAGCAUACCCCGCCACGAGGUGCCUUCCCUGAUGUCGACCAUAGAGAUGAUUCCGUCCGAGGCUCGAGUACGAUUUUAACUCGCGACGUUAACCGUUUGUUGCAAAAUUUGCAUAACGCUGAUGCAGUUAUAAGAGAGGAGAACAGAGAGUAG